CACAACAGUACGAACAGACGUGCGGUAAACAGUUGGCAGUAUCAUGGCUGAGAAAAAUGGGAGACUGUAGGUGAGAAAGAGAGACGGAGGGAGAAAAAUCAAGCUGCUGCAGUAUCCCUACACUGUUGAGCCUUGGACUGCGUGACUGACUGGUGUGUGGCGAGAGAGAGAGAGAAGAAGGGAGGGGGGAUGGGAAGGAUCUCGCUUGGAUGAGGAGCAAGCAGUCAGGCAGGCAGCAGCAUCAUCUCUUUUGUGGCGAGCUGCUGAGGGAACUGGCCGCCUAGAGCCGUGUAGGGUGCUAACUCCUCGCAGGCGCGCACAGCGCCACCGCCUCUCCCGCACUGGCCGCCGCAGGGACAGCCUCUUUCACAGGCGUAGCACCGCUUGUUGCAGCGGCACCAUGGCGCAAGCCGCUAAGCAGAUCCGCAAGAACAAGGACCUACAGGAGCUCGCAGCCCAAGAGCUGCGAGAGAAGGAGGAGGAGAAGAUCAAGAAGAGGAACCGAUCGAGAGACCGCAGACGCAAGGCUCAUGUGGUUCAGCGCUGGCUUGUGCAUCAGGACAGUAGUUUGAGUGGAGAGGGUUCGUCGGAGGCUCAAGGUGGAAAAUGGCACUUUGAUGGAAGAGCGGAUACAACAACCAGUUUUCUCCGUGCUGCACGCUCAGGUAAUCUGGAAAAAGCUCUGGACCAUAUCAAAAAUGGAAUAAACAUCAACAUAGCGAAUCAGAAUGGGCUUAACGGGUUGCACUUGGCCUCCAAAGAAGGCCAUGUUAAGAUGGUGCUGGAGCUGCUGCACAAUGGCAUUGACUUGGAGACUACCACAAAGAAAGGGAAUACUGCCCUUCAUAUUGCUGCUCUGGCCGGCCAAGAGAAAGUGGUUGCAGAACUGAUAAAUUAUGGUGCCAACGUCAAUGCCCAGUCUCAGAAAGGUUUCAGUCCCCUGUACAUGGCAGCACAGGAGAACCACUUGGAAGUGGUGAAAUAUCUACUUGAACAUGGAGCCAAUCAGAGCCUUCCAACAGAGGAUGGCUUUACUCCUUUGGCGGUAGCUCUUCAGCAGGGUCAUGAGAAUGUGGUGGCCCUCCUGAUAAACUAUGGCACCAAAGGCAAAGUGCGUCUUCCGGCCCUGCACAUUGCGGCACGCAAUGACGACACACGCACUGCUGCCGUACUGCUGCAGAACGACCCAAACCCAGACGUCCUCAGCAAAACCGGCUUUACUCCCCUCCACAUCGCAGCCCAUUAUGAGAAUCUCAGUGUAGCACAGCUUUUGUUAAACAGAGGAGCCAACGUGAACUUCACGCCGAAGAAUGGCAUCACUCCAUUACAUAUCGCUUCCAGGAGGGGGAAUGUGAUUAUGGUGCGGCUUCUGUUGGACAGAGGAGCUCAGAUAGAUGCCAAGACUAAGGAUGAGCUGACGCCGCUGCAUUGUGCAGCCAGGAACGGUCAUGUACGUGUGGUUGAGAUCCUGCUAGACCAGGGCGCUCCUAUUCAGGCCAAGACCAAGAACGGUCUAUCUCCCAUCCACAUGGCAGCACAGGGCGAUCACAUGGACUGCGUGAGGCAGCUGCUGCAAUACAACGCAGAGAUCGAUGACAUCACCCUCGACCACCUGACCCCGCUGCAUGUUGCAGCACACUGUGGGCACCACCGCAUGGUCAAGGUGCUGUUGGAUAAGGGGGCAAAAGCUAAUGCCCGCGCUCUGAAUGGAUUCACUCCAUUGCACAUUGCCUGCAAGAAGAACCACAUGCGGUCCAUGGACCUGCUGCUGAAGCACUCAGCAUCUCUGGAGGCCGUGACUGAGUCGGGUCUGACCCCACUUCAUGUGGCUGCGUUCAUGGGGCAUCUCAACAUAGUGAAGAGUCUUCUUCAGAGAGGAGCUUCACCCAAUGCUUCUAAUGUGAAAGUGGAGACCCCUUUGCACAUGGCUGCCAGAGCGGGGCACUGUGAGGUGGCUCAGUUCCUGCUACAGAACAAUGCGCAGGUGGAUGCCAAAGCGAAGGAUGAUCAAACCCCCUUGCACUGUGCCGCUCGAAUGGGACAUAAGGAGUUGGUGAAGCUGCUCUUGGAACAUAAGGCCAAUCCAGACUCGGCCACCACGGCAGGCCACACUCCUUUGCACAUCGCUGCCCGCGAGGGACACGCCCAAACCACACGCAUCCUGCUCGACGGGAAUGCCCAACAAACCAAAAUGACCAAGAAAGGAUUUACUCCUCUACAUGUAGCAUGUAAAUAUGGGAAAGUGGAUGUGGCGGAGCUUCUUUUGGAAAGAGGGGCCAAUCCAAAUGCAGCCGGAAAGAAUGGCUUGACCCCUCUGCACGUGGCCGUCCAUCACAACAACCUUGAUGUAGUCAAGCUGCUGGUCAGCAAGGGCGGCUCUCCGCACAGCACGGCGAGAAACGGCUACACGGCCCUGCAUAUCGCAGCCAAACAGAACCAACUAGAGGUGGCGAGCAGUCUUCUGCAGUAUGGAGCUAAUGCCAACGCAGAGUCACUACAGGGCAUCACCCCGCUUCACCUGGCGUCACAGGAGGGGCAACCUGACAUGGUGGCACUGCUCAUUUCCAAGCAGGCCAAUGUGAACCUGGGCAAUAAGAAUGGGCUGACACCUCUGCACCUGGUUGCUCAGGAAGGGCAUGUGGGCAUUGCAGACAUGCUGGUGAAGCAGGGUGCUUCAGUCUAUGCAGCCUCAAGGAUGGGCUACACACCAUUACAUGUGGCGUGCCACUAUGGGAACAUAAAGAUGGUGAAGUUCUUACUUCAGCAGCAAGCACAUGUUAACAGCAAGACCAGGUUGGGAUACACUCCUUUACAUCAAGCAGCCCAGCAGGGUCAUACAGACAUCGUCACCCUGCUGCUGAAACAUGGAGCCCUGCCCAAUGAGAUCACCACUAAUGGGACGUCACCCCUGGGUAUCGCUAAGCGGCUAGGCUACAUCUCUGUCAUUGAUGUGCUCAAACUGGUGACUGAGGAAUCUGUAUCUGUGAUCACCACUGAGAAGCAUCGCAUGAGUUUCCCUGAGACGGUGGAUGAAAUACUGGAUGUGUCGGAAGAUGAAGGAGUUGCUCAGCUAACAUUAGGUGAUGAACUUCUCGGGAUGGAUGGGGCUCGCUAUUUGAAGCUGGAUGACCUAAAAGACCAGGAUGAUGAUUUUCUGUCCCCCAAGAAAACCCUGAGAGAUUUUGAGAGUGGGAUGGGCACGACACCUUACUCACCCGCAAUUCCCAGAAUUCCAUGCGUGUCACCUGAAACUGUCAUGUUGGACCAGCACACACCUGUCCCUUUGCCAAAGGAGUAUGACGAGGACUCUCUAAUCCCCAGUAGUCCAGCCACAGAGACCUCAGACAACGUUAGCCCAGUGGCCAGCCCCAUCCACACUGGGUUUCUGGUCAGCUUCAUGGUGGAUGCGAGAGGUGGGUCCAUGCGGGGCAGCAGGCAUAAUGGUCUGCGUGUGAUCAUCCCGCCACGCACCUGCGCCGCCCCCACACGCAUUACCUGCCGUCUGGUCAAACCACAGAAACUCACCACCCCACCUCCUCUAGUGGAGGGAGAGGGACUCGCAUCUCGUAUUAUCUCUCUAGGGCCUUCCAGUAUGCAGUUUCUGGGGCCAGUGAUAGUGGAGAUCCCUCAUUUUGCGUCCUUGAGCCGAGGUGAUCGGGAACUAGUGGUUCUGCGAAGUGAGAAUGGCUCCGUAUGGAAAGAACAUCGGAAUCGCUAUGGCGAUGAUGUUCUAGAGACCAUCCUCAAUGGAAUGGAUGAAGAUCUGGAAAGUCAGGAGGAGCUGGAGAAGAAAAGAAUCCGACGCAUAAUCUCCACAGACUUUCCUCUUUACUUUGCUGUGGUGUCACGUGUCCAACAGGAGAGUGAUCUUAUUGGCCCAGAGGGAGGUCAGCUGAUAAGUAAGCUGGUGCCCCAGGUCCAGGCCAUUUUCCCCGACACGGCGGUCACGAAGAGGGUCCGACUUGGCCUACAGGCCCAGCCAAUCCCUGAUGAGCUGCUGACUCGGCAAUUAGGAAACCAGGCCACAUUCAGUCCCGUUGUGACAGUAGAGCCUCGUCGGCGCAAAUUCCACCGACCAAUUGGGCUGCGUAUCCCUUUACCUCCAUCUUGGAGGGAGAGUGUACGCGAUGCCGGCGAAGGAGACACCACUAGCCUCCGCCUCCUCUGCAGUGUUAUUGGUGGCACUGCUCCCGCUCAGUGGGAAGACAUCACUGGCACUACCAAGCUCAUGUAUUCCCACAACUGUGCCAACUUCACCACCAAUGUAUCAGCAAGGUUCUGGCUGGCGGACUGUCCCCGAACGGCAGAGGCCGUGACCUUCGCCAACCUGCUGUACCGUGAGCUGAUGUCAGUUCCAUACAUGGCCAAAUUUGUUGUAUUUGCUAAGAUGAACGAUGCCAGAGAGGGCCGCCUGCGCUGUUACUGCAUGACUGAUGACAAAAUAGACAAAACCCUUGAGUUGCACGAGAACUUCUCCGAGGUGGCCCGCAGCAGGGACAUUGAGGUGAUGGAGGGGAUGCCGCUGCACUUAGAAUGUUCUGGUAACCUGGUGCCCGUGAGGAAAGCCACCCAGCAGCCUCGUAGCUUCAGUUUCCAGGCCUUCAGAGACAACCGGCUACCUGUCUCUGUAAAGGUGAGAGACGGCAAUAAGGAAGCCACCGGGUUCCUGUCCUUCCUGCGCAAGUCAACCAAGUACGAGGACACGCAGCACGUGCUGUGCAACCUCAACAUCACCAUGCCUCCCUGCGUCAAGGUGGUGGGUAGUGAUGAGCGGCGGAGAACAUUGACCCCUCUUGCCCUAAGAGAGAGGUACAGCGCCCUGAACGAGCCUGGCCUGGCCACUGUAAAUGCCAUGGAGAGAACCGAGCUAAAGAUCGCAGUAAUAGCAGAACAGCUGGGACUGAGCUGGACUGAGCUGGCAAGGGAACUGCAGUUCAGUGUGGAUGACAUUAACCGGAUCAGAGUGGAGAAUCCCAACUCUCUCUUGGACCAGAGUUCAGCUCUGCUCAACCUGUGGGUUAGCCGAGAGGGCAAGAAGGCCAAGAUGGAGAACCUUUAUGGAGCUUUGAAGAACAUUGACCGCGCAGAUAUUGUGAAGUCUCUGGAGGCUCAGGCUCCACAGGUGCUUCCCGAGGCUGUGGAGGAAGGAGCCUGCAGACUAGCUGACUCCACUCUGCUUUCCCCUAGUGUCCUCAAUGGUUACGGGCUGGUGCAGGAGGAGCUGCUUUCCCCCGCUUCUAUGCAGUACAGCCUUCCCUCCCCGCUGGGCGCUGAGCCCUACUGGCAGGAGGUGUCAAGCCUGGAGUGCGCGCCCAUCGCCACCACUGAGGAGGACACCAUGAUGGAGAUGUCGGACGUGCAGGUGUGGCCGGCAGGGGUCAGUCCGUCCCUGGUGACCGUCGAGGACUCUUCCCUGGAUGGCAGCAGCCGCGCAGACGACUCGGAAGCCAACACGUUGAGCCUGCCCUGCAGCAGUUUGGGGAGGCCCAGCAGCGGAGCCAGCGCGGCCAGCGGCUCCAUCAUGGAGCUGGAGGAAGAAGAGGAGGAAGAGGAGCUCGAGGAAGACGACAUACAGCAUGAGCCAGUGUCCGCAAGUGCGGAAAAGGCAUGGGCUAGCGGCGCCGUCCCAAAGGCCAACUACAACGGGCAGGCUGGAGGUCAGAGGUCGGAGGGCAAGAGGACAGAGUUGGCGGCAGCGGGCGGCAGUGUGAUGGGUUUAACUAGAGGAGGAGGAAAGGGUGGAAAAGGGGCAAGUUCAGAGGAAAAGUUUUCUGUUCUUACAGGGCAACAGCUCUACGCUCAGUUAUGCGAGAGAACUGGACUGACCCGAGCACUAGAACACAACGGGGACAGGCUCGGUGCCGGCGCCUUCCAGCCUUACUCACAGGAGAAAGACUCCCUCCACAGCUGGUCUCAACCCAAAGCCAGGCCGACCAUGGAGGCCAUGAUGUCAUCGUCCCAGGACCACAAUCAGUCGCGUGUAGCACAGGAGGCACUGCUUACACCGGUAUGUGAUACAGGCCAUUCGGAGGUCCUGCGGGGGCGUCUGCUGGGCACUCAGCCCUUUGAUAAAGGGCUGGGCUUCUCCCAUCAGGAGGGGGAAUUACGGGCAUGGGACCAGGACAGACGGAAGGCACAGAAGGAUGAUCCGAUAGAUCUCACCAGCGAUCACCUACAUGAAGAGCAGUUCACUGAUGAGCAUGGGAAUGUCGCGACCAAGUUGGGUGUGGAUGUGAAGCGGGAUGUCCAGACUGUGAAGCGCUCCAGUCUGCGGAGAGUAAAGCACUGAAAUAAACACAAACUGUCCUGAAGGUACGGGACAGGAAAAAUAAUUGGUGCAUAAGGAUCAACUUAAAACACAUGGGGCGAGCUAGCUUUGCUAAACUUGAAUGAUACAGCCAUCAGUUUUAUGUUUUAGCUAGAGUGACUUUGCUUCAGGAGCUAUUUGUUCAUGAAGGAUUGCUCUUCCAGGGUUGAACAUCCACUGCCAAAUCAUCCUUCACCUACACACGACUGGACAGAACGAAACAUGGAGCGAUGGGAAAAAAAAAAAAAAAAACACGCAGAGAAAGAACAACACAUCGCACCCAAAUCCUACAGUCAAGCAACCAUGGAGUGUCACAAGAAAACUAGGACGAGGACUUCUCUACCUGUAGUUUUGUAACAUUUUUAACAAAGAAGAUAAAAACAUACAACUAGCAUAGGGCAUGAACUUUUUAUACAAAAUGUGAAGAAAACCACCAAAAAAAGCAACAAAAAGUGCUUCCUGUCAACUGUAAACGCAUGACUGACUGCUGGUGCAUGACCUAUGAGCUGUCAUUAUCUAAAAAACUGAAGGGGUACAAGGUAAAGGGCCGUUCCAGGACUGGCAGUGGGGAGGGGAAACCUUUGGACCUUUUGAUCUUGAAAAUGAGAGACUCUUGAAACAGGGGUCUUGGGAAUACAACAGCCCAAAAAAAAGCAACAGUUCUUUAUUUUGUCAAACAGAUUGUCAUUACACAGCAGCAUAGUAGAUGCUAAGCCCGUCACGUCAUUUCCCACAGGCCCUUUAUCCUGUUAUUCAAUGUGAUAUAUGCACUCUAAUGCUAUGUGAAUGUGCGUCGGUGUGUGUGCGUGUGUGUCGGUAUCUAACGCAUGUGUACUCGCUUCUGGCUUGGUACUGAGCUUUUUUUUCCUGGAUCGGUCGAGCUCAUUUGGUGUUUGCCAUGGGAAUGACAACAAGCCACUGUGCUCUCCUGCUCGUGAGCGUCCGCGUGCGUUUAUUUCCACUUUGUUAAGCGUAUCCGUGUUCCUUUGAACUGUCAGCCACCUUUUGCUUUUAUAUCUCUUGUUUUGAAUUUAAAGGCCCCCUCCUUUCAAAUCCGAACCGAUUAGUUUGCUGGAGGUUGCGUAGCUUUGUACAUACAACACCCAAAUGGCAACCUAUGGAGGGCACGUACUUUCUCUGUCUGACAGUUCACAAACUUAAAGGGUUAGUUCACCCAAAAAUGAAAAUUCUGUCAUUUAUUACUUACUCUCAUGUCGUUCCACACCCGUAAGACCUUCAUUCAUCUUCCGAACACAAAUUAAGAUAUUUUUGAUAAAAUCCGAUCAGUGAGGCCUCCACUGACAGCAAGAUAAUUAACACUUUCAGAUGCCCAGAAAGCUAAUAUUUAAAACAGUUCAUGUGACUACAAUGGUUCAACCUUAAUGUUAUGAAGUGAUGAGAAUACUUUUUGUGCUCCAAAAAAACUAAAUAACUUUAUUCAACAAUAUCUAGUGAUGGGCGAUUUCAAAACACUGCUUCAUGAAGCUUCGAAGCUAUAUGUUUCGAAUCAGUGGUUCAGAGUGUGUAUCAAACUGCAAAAGUCACAUGAUUUCAAUAAAUGAGGCUUCGUUACGUCAUAAGGGUUUCGAAACGUUUUGAAAUUUCAGUGGUUCAUGUGACUGGCAGUUUGAUACACGCUCCGAACCACUGAUUCGAAACAGAAGAUUUGUAAAGCUUCGAAGCUUCAUGAAGCAGUGUUUUGAAAUCGCCCAUCACUAGAUAUUGUUGAAUAAAGUUAUUUAGUUUUUUUGGAGCACAAAAAGUAUUCUCAUCACUUCAUAACAUUAAGGUUGUAGUCACCUGAACUGUUUUAAAUAUGUAUUUAGUAGCUUUCUGGGCAUCUGUGUUAAUUAUCAUGCUGGCAAUGGAGGCCUCAUUGAGCCAUCAGAUUUUAUCAAAAAUAUCCUUAUUUGUGUUCCGAAGAUGAACCGAAGGUCUUACGGGUGUGGAACGACAUGAGGGUGAGUAAUUAAUGACAGAAAUUUCAUUUUUGGGUGAACUAACCCUUUUAACCUCUGACCUACCGAACAUCCAUUCACCCACAUUUGUAGCUCAGCUGUUCGACUAAAACCGUCACGUCGGAUCAUUUCCAGAGACUAAUGUAGCAUUGCAUGCUGGUUAACACCACUUUUCAUGCUGUUCUCUUGGGCCUGCACUCGGCCCGGACAUUUUUAUUGAUUUUAUAUUAUUAAUCAAGCUGUGCUGGUGAAAAAAAAAAAAAAAAAAAAAAAAACGAUUGUAGCUGUGACGUGUGGGGCUUGGGGACUAUCUCUGAGUAACUGCCUUUGUAAUGUUUGGGAUUUCAGAUGGAGUUACGUGACAAGGAAGCGUUUUAAACUUUGAUGAUGCUCUUUGAUUAUUCUUUUUGUUUGUUUUUUUGUUUUGUUUUUUCAUUUAGAUGUACAGUUAAAAAUAGACCGAUAAAUAUACAGACAGCACUGUGAAAGUCCACCUUAAAAUUGACCCCUGAACUGUGAACUCACAACUGUCUGUCUCACUUUUACCUGUAACAACUCAUACCAACAAGGUUUUAUGGUAACUAUGGGAAGCUUAAAGUACUUUUAUCGCAACUUUGUGUGACCGAAUCCCUAUUGACGUCAUUCGCAUGUGUAUUUUUAUCGUUAUUCUUUUUUUGUUUUACUACGAAAGAGCCCAAACAUACACAAAAACUCUUGAAGUAUAGUCCUACCAAAGCAAUAAUAUCAAACGUGCUGCAACAGUUGGAAUACUGCGUUGUUGUUGGUGCGCGUGCGUGUGUUUUUCAGUCUACGAACGCUUGUGUGUUCAGUGUAUACUGUAUUAACCUGACAUUUUAGUAGCAUUUGUAAGACGUAUACGAUUCAAGAGAUAUAACAGCAUGCAGAGUAUCUCACACCGUAUGCAAUUACGUGAUCUACAUGCCAACUCUAGUUCACUGAACGGUAGCUGUGUUUCACUUUAAUGGACAAGGUUUCUUUGAACGGCUAGCAAGCAUAAUGAAAUCAGGUACGGUGCUCAGCAUUUAAUCACAGCACAGUAGCUUACAUAGUCACGAGCACACCGUGAUAAACUGACUCGCGCGUUCAUGUAGUUUAAUUCGAUGGAUGUCAGUGAGUGAAUGAGUGAAUGAAUGAAUUUAUCCUCCAAACUAAAGUAAAUAUUUAUGGAAUGCAUGGACAAUUGGACGAAUGACAAUGAUUGUACUUUCAUAUUUAAGAAAAGUGUUUAAUCAGAUCAUAGUGUUUUUGUUUAGUCAAUGAAAUGAGUGUGCUUUGUGAGACUGCACACGUCCCUUCUCACCAACGCAUUAAAACACAUAUGAGUUCUGCCUCACUGUAUAUUGUUUUCUACAGUUCACUCAGGUUUGUGUUGACAGAUGAUUUCUCUUCAAUGAUUCUAGUUAAUACAUACUUAACGGCAUAUCCUAUGUCCACUCAAAGGAGUAUAAGGAUUGUCAUGGGUGUUGGGAAGUGUGUAAUGGAAGUGAUGAAGGACAUAGAUGCAUACGUCUUCAAUAUCUUAUCGCUGCUGUAAUUGUUGAUCGAGACAAAAUUCCUGAAAACAAAGGGGGGAACGGAAGAAAAUGUUUUAUUUAUUUAUUUAUUUUUGGUUUAUGGAACAAAACGAUUUAACAUUGCAAUCAUUAUGUAUUAAAAAAGAGUUUAUGUACAAUGUUUAACUGUUGCAAAAAUCUAGACUUCACCUAUACUCCUUUAGAAUGGAUUAAUGACAAUAUAAACGCAAUAUCAUAUUACUCUGUACUAAGGAAUGCAACUGCGCACAUGCACAGAAAAAAUGUUUUUAAUAAAGAAUAUAUGUAUAAAUAUAUGACAAACUAUAUUUAAUUAGAAUGCUAUGCACCCUUAUUAGAGUUGUUAUGGCUGUACUUUAAGUAUAUUAGUUAGAAUCCAGUAAUACGAACAUGCCCAUGUCAUGGGGAAUGUAGAGGCUUUGUAGCUAUUUGAACAUGUUUUCAUUUCCUUUUUUUAUUAUUAUUGUAACGGAGAGAGGAAAUACGAACAUUGAAUAUGUAUACAAGCCUUUUAUUCAGACUCAUUCUGAUAUGAAGAAAUGUAUAGACCAUUUACCCUGCACACCAGCUCAGAUCAUUUACAAAAGUUAAUAAAGAAAGAUGUGACAUAUUGUGA
Messenger RNA from Ctenopharyngodon idella (grass carp), 10434 nucleotides. It is a transcript of the gene ank1b, whose product is annotated as ankyrin 1, erythrocytic b. The record is from RefSeq and is a predicted model, not a curated record. Gene Ontology annotation, biological process: signal transduction. NCBI's taxonomy places the organism in Eukaryota, Metazoa, Chordata, Actinopteri, Cypriniformes, Xenocyprididae. Gene Ontology annotation, molecular function: protein binding. Bases 401 to 6289 code for a protein of 1962 amino acids. The transcript has 43 exons.